CAGAGCCCGGACCCGGCGUACCCCUGCCAGAAGCGGUGUGCGUUUGGCAACAAAAGACUCGUUUUUAAACAGUUAAAGAAAAUCUGUCGACGACAUUCUUUUGGGGGACUUUAUCAAAGGGAUGACACUGCCGCCGUUAGUGUCCGUUGGAGGAAGAGGAAGAGGAAGGAGGUGAUGAUGAUGACAUGCUGUUAGCUGCCUGGCUGGCUGGCUGACGGACAGUCGGAUACGAGCCCGCUGAGUGUGCGGUGUCACCCCACAACCAGAGCAGGAUCUGGGACCAGGAGAGGCGAAGAUGCCGCGUAGAAAACAAUCCAACCCCCAGCCGGUGAAAUUGGAUUCAGAGGACGGGGCGUUGGUGUGUGACCCCAGCUGUCUGGUCCUGGAGAGCGACUUCCUGCUGAGCGGAGAGCUGGAGUUUGGAGACUCUGAGAUCAUGGGGCUGGAGAGAGAGACGGGUAUGACAGUGUUUUCUCUGGGCGUCGAGGAUGACCCCUCAGCACCCACAGACUCCGCCUUCCCCCCUUUCCUUUCCUGUAAAGGUUGUGGUCAGCUCCUGGAAGACACGCCUCUGGGUGCAGGUUUAGAUCUCGGUGUGGGCCUUGACCUGGGGGCGGAGCUUUAUUGUCUGACCUGUGAGGAAGGCCUCCAGCAUGAAGCCCUGAUGGACUCCUCUCAGGUGGAGGGCUUAAACCUGGCGGACAGCGAGGCCUCCGACAGGAAGAGAAGCGUAGGUGAGACAGGUGAAGAUGGUGAUGUCACUCCUAAACUGUUCUCGUGCUCGCUGUGCGCCUUCACCUCCCGCUACUCCAACCAUCUGAAGCGCCACAUGAGGACACAUGACGGCCAGAAGCCGUACCGUUGCCUCGUCUGCCCCUACGCCUCGGCCCAGCUCGUCAACCUGCAGCGCCACGCCCGCACACACACCGGGGAGAAACCGUACGGCUGUCACCAGUGCAGCUACGCCUGCAGCUCCUUGGGAAACCUGCGCAGACACCAACGCAUGCACACGCAGGAGAGACCGCAGAGGAGGGAGAAGGAGAAGAGGCGAGGGAGGCGAAAAAAGAAGAACUCUGAAACAGAAGAUGUGGUUUCAGACCUGACCCUGAGAGUGUCCCAGGACGCAGGAUUCCUCCAGACGUUGGGCGGCCUCGGCUCCCCCUCCGCCCCGCUCCCCGUCCUCCUCUUCCCCCUGUGCUGUCGGCUGUGUGGCCUCACCCUGGAGGAGGCCGACCUGGAGGGGGACAAGGCCGAGGGAGAGGGGGAGGGCGAUGGGGGACAGGUGUGUCGUCGCUGCUCAUUGGACCUGCUGUCUAAAGAGGGAUCAGAGCCCCCCUGCAGCCCAUCGAUGCCUCGGGGGUCAAGACGAGGUCAGCGUGGCUCAAAGCUGUACCGCUGCCCUCUCUGCCCCUUCCUGUCCCACUACCCCAAUCACCUGGCCCGCCACGCGCACAUCCACUCCGAGGAGAAGCCCCACCGCUGCCCGCACUGCCCCUACACGUCCUCUCACCUCGACAACCUCAAACGUCACCUGCGUGUGCACACGGGCGAGAAGCCCUACCAGUGCCCGUCCUGCAGCUACGCCUGCGGGAACCUCGCUAACCUGCGGCGACACGAGCGCAUCCACUCGGGCGCCAAGCCGUUCCACUGCGGCGUCUGCGGCUACUCCUGCAACCAGAGCAUGAACCUGAAGAGGCACAUGCUGCGGCACACGGGGGAGAAGCCAUACGCCUGCGCCGAGUGCGACUACACCACGGGCCACUGGGACAACUACAAACGCCACCAGAGGAAACACGGACACAACACGGAUAGCUGGGACAAACACGCACCUAUCAACGGCCUCAGCUGGGACACAGACACUCAGGAGAGCAGGGAGCAGGAGCACAGCUAGAUAGAUUGUGUGUGUGAGGGUGUGUGUGUGUGAGUGUGUUGUAUACACUGGUGAACCUUCAGCUCAGGUUGGAGAUAAACUCAGGUGCCUUCGACAGACUGAACGACUGUAACUGCACUGACUUCAUGGACGAGCAUUAAUAACUUUUUCUCUGGUUGAUGCUCUCCACUGACUGAACCUGAUCGUUGAAAUGUUUAUUUUUCUUCUUCAGAUAAUCUAUUUUUUGUAGCUGUGUGUGGAUUUAUUUCACAACAGCAGGCUGGAUCGUGGUCUUUAGGUUGAUUUAAUGAUGAAAACUCAUGAAGUUUAAGUUUAAGGACCUUUACUUUAGGAAAGAAGGCUGCUAAAAUAUUAAUCUUUUUUCUUUUUGUGAUAUUCAGAUCAAGUAAUAGUUUGUUUCAACUUGAAGAGUCUUAAUCUGCCUCUUUACCUCUCAGACUUCAAUAAUUCAGGGAAGAAUAGAUGGUCACAGAAAGACUUUUUCCACCCGACAUUAAGAAACCUGGUGAUUCAUGUGGUAUUUAUUUAGUUUAGUUUGCUUUAAAAGUUCAGCAGGAAUGAAAUCUUGUUUUUAAAUGUAGUAUGAGAUGAAGCAGAUGUGGAUUAAAUCCUGCUCUGCCUCAGUGAAAGUCAAAGUCUAUACUGUGAAUUUCUGUGUUGUAGAAACAUGAGGGAAUAAACAAAGCUGGCUGCUGAAGAUGUGAAUGUGUAAAAGCUUCGGUUAGUGUGGGAGUCAAGACCACACUCACCGAGACCGGGUCAAUGAAUAUCAAUGAAAAAUCAUCAUCUUGUGUCUAAGGGGUGUGUCACUAAUUUAGACUGUAACACCCGGAAGGUUGCGGUCAUAACUGACAGUAAUGACGUGAGAAAAGAGCCUAUCAGUGGUGGUGGUCUUGACUGGUCUUGAUUUAAAGUCUGAAGUCCUCCCUGUCCGAGAAAAUACUGAAUAGAAAAGCUUGCUGUUCCAAGAUGAGACCGAGACUUUGAAAAAGUUGUCUCUAGACCGAGACCGAUCUCGAGUACUACAACACUAGCCACAGCUACUCGCAGAUGUGGCCUUUAUGUUUUUAUAAAUUAUGGUUUGUGUUCAACAAGCAAUAACUCUGAAAAUGUUGAAAACUUUUUGAUGCAAUUCAGCUGGAACUAAACCGAUCCAACACCAAAUUGUUAAUUCAAGCAAGUCUUGAAUUCUGCCCCACAAUUAAGAAGUUUAAAGGUUUAAAUUAGCCUAACUUAGCAUUAAGACUGGAAUUGGGGGGCAGCUAGUCUGGCUCUGUCCAAAAACACCCAAAGGCUCCACAUAAUCCUUCUAGUGUGUGUGAUUGUGUUUUUAUUGUUGGACGUGCACACAGAGAAACUAAACAAGUGAAAAGGUGGCAUCGCCGUUGUGAAGCUGCCAGGUUUGUGGUCCGCAGUGCCUUCAUAUCUACAAUAAAAGAAGUCUGACGAAAGUGAA
Labrus bergylta (ballan wrasse) is the source of this 3347-nucleotide messenger RNA. Its product is annotated as zinc finger protein 513. Gene Ontology annotation, biological process: regulation of transcription by RNA polymerase II. Gene Ontology annotation, molecular function: DNA-binding transcription factor activity; RNA polymerase II cis-regulatory region sequence-specific DNA binding. Lineage: Eukaryota; Metazoa; Chordata; Actinopteri; Labriformes; Labridae. The record is from RefSeq and is a predicted model, not a curated record.